Meriones unguiculatus (Mongolian gerbil) is the source of this 3658-nucleotide messenger RNA. It is a transcript of the gene Chrdl1, whose product is annotated as chordin like 1. Gene Ontology annotation, molecular function: protein binding. NCBI's taxonomy places the organism in Eukaryota, Metazoa, Chordata, Mammalia, Rodentia, Muridae. The record is from RefSeq and is a predicted model, not a curated record. Bases 71 to 1072 code for a protein of 333 amino acids. The transcript is spliced from 8 exons.
CUUAAGUCCACCACUUUUUGGAGUUUCUCAAUUGAAUAUUGCAGUAGCUCAAAUGAGAAGAAAAUAGAAGAUGGGAGGCAUGAAAUAUAUCAUUUCCCUGGUUUUCUUCUUUAUUUUCCUAGAAGGAAGCAAAACAGAGCAAGUAAAAUAUCCUGAGACAUAUUGUGUGUUUCAAGACAAGAAGUAUAGAGUGGGUGAGAAAUGGCAUCCCUACCUGGAACCUUAUGGACUAGUUUACUGUGUGAACUGCAUCUGCUCAGAGAAUGGGAAUGUGCUUUGCAGCCGAGUCAGAUGUCCAAGUCUUCACUGCCUUUCACCAGUGCAUAUUCCUCAUCUGUGCUGCCCUCGUUGCCCAGAUUCUUUACCACCGGUGAACAAUAAGGUAGCCAGCAAGUCAUGUGAGUACAAUGGAACCACUUACCAACAUGGAGAACUGUUCAUGGCUGAAGGGCUCUUUCAAAACCGGCAACCCAAUCAGUGCACCCAGUGUAGCUGCUCGGAGGGCAAUGUGUACUGUGGUCUCAAGACUUGCCCCAAACUGACCUGUGCAUUCCCAGUCUCUGUUCCAGAUUCUUGCUGCCGAGUGUGCAGAGGGGAUGGAGAAUUGUCGUGGGAACAUUCUGAUGGUGAUAUCUUCCGGCAACCUGCCAACAGAGAAGCAAGACAUUCUUACCUCCGAUCUCCCUAUGAUCCUCCACCAAGCAGACAAGCUGGAGGUCCUCCCCGCUUUCCUGGGGGCAGAAGUCACCGCGGAGCUCUUAUGGAUUCCCAGCAAGCAUCAGGGACCAUUGUGCAGAUUGUCAUCAAUAACAAACACAAUCAUGGACAAGUGUGUGUUUCCAAUGGAAAGACCUAUUCUCAUGGAGAGUCCUGGCACCCAAAUCUACGAGCAUUUGGCAUUGUGGAAUGUGUACUAUGCACUUGUAAUGUCACCAAGCAAGAGUGUAAGAAAAUCCACUGCCCCAAUCGAUACCCCUGCAAGUAUCCUCAAAAAAUAGAUGGAAAGUGCUGCAAGGUGUGUCCUGGUAAAAAAGCAAAAGGUGCUUUGGCUGGAGGACCUGCCUUUGGUUGAAUGAGAGCCACACAUAGUCCUGUUCAGUCUUCUUUGUGCAUCAAAAACAUAAAUGAUCAAUCAUAUAUUUCUAGUAAUAAUAGUUCUAGCAUAAUUGAACUUCAUCCUUUCCUCUUCUGAGAGACAGAUGGUUGCUUUUGAGGAAUUAACUACUCACAAAUAUCCUGGGGAGUUUCUUGUGUCUACAAACUCAUACACAUGUCAAAUUGCUUAACUUGUUCUUGCUUUGCUGAAUUAGAUAGUUUAUGUUAUCACUGUUUUAGGAAAACACUCAAACCUUUCACAUUUUAAAUCACUAACUCACUUCAAGCCAUAAUCCAGUACUCAUUUCAGAUGAGAGAUGCAUGAGUUACAGUGGAGGGAAAUUAGGUUCUGAUUCAAAUUUCAGGUCAUUGUAUGACCUUGAAAAUAUACCAGACCCAUAUUAUCUGAGCCUCAUCAGCCCUAUGUGAAAAAUUAAAGCAGUUUAUCACUGUGCUCCAUUUUUAUAUUUUAAUUAUUUUUGACACAUAGUAUCUGUCUAUAUUUAUGGGAUUCAGCUUGUUAAUUCAAGACAUAUAUACAAUUUGUAAUUAUCAAAUCAAUGUAAUUCUCAUUCUAUCUCCUCUAAUAUUUAUCCCUAGACUCUUCUACGGACUCUUCAUUUUGAAAUUUAUAAUAUUUUUUUUGAUAUGGUAACCCUACAGUGCUAUAGAAAAUAGAAAUAAUUCAUUCUAAUGGUGUUUUAGUAUCUAUUAUUCAACGUGUCACCCCUUCACUAUAUUCCAACACUAAAAUCUUAUAUUAUUUCUCAAUUAAUAACAAGACAAUGAAGUGUAUAAACUGACUUUCCCAGAGCUAUGUAACUGAUAGUACAAUCAAGACAUCAAACCCAGGUCACUUCUAGCCCAUGUCUUUAUAGUUGAACAUAUUCCUGAACUUUUCUAAAGGAAAAUUAUUCAAAUGGUGGUUUUAAAGACACAAACUAGAUUAAAAUGUCACCUAUAAUAUUGGCAUUAUAACUAUAACUUUGGCUUGCUACAGUUUUCCUGUGUGGUCUAAAAUAGACCACAACUUUGUGGUUCAACUUUGUGAGGCCCAAUUUCUUUUUCUUCAAAAUGAGAUGGUUAAAGCAAGUGACUUCCUAUAGCUACCACCACCACCACCCCAAUCCCAGAAUUCCACUAUCAGUGAGUUAGCCAUUCUCACGCACAUGACUUCAUUAUUUCUUUGGCCUUCUGAAAAUAAUUUAUGUAAACCCAAGUGGAAAACAUAUACCUUUUAUAAUGGAGAUGGAUAGAUCAUUUAUUCCUUACAUUAAAGAGUUGCUCCUGCCUAGCAGGCAAACAUGCAUUUGCUGUAAAUACAUGAGCAUCUUCAUGUGAUUCAAUGAUUCCUGAAACUGGCUGUACACUGGAAUACCUAUGGGGUUUCUAAAAGUACCUGUGUCCCAUCUCCAGAGAUUGUGACCUCAUUGAUUAGUAUUGUGGCAUGGGCUUUGAACUCUUUCUAAGAGUCUCAGACUCCUUUGACGUGCAGAAAUGUUUUAGAACAAUUACUCCAUGUUCACAGUGGUUCAUGGUCCUUAGAAGUGGUUCAUGUGGUUGGUGGACCAGCAGUAGUAUCUAGGACCUAAGUAUAAAUGCUGACUUUGAGGCCUCCAUCUGCUCUGCAUCUUCAGUUAAGAUACUCAAGUGAAGUAUAUUAAAAAUUGAGAAGUAAAUCAUCACUUAAAUUAUUACUUAUCAAGAAGAAAGCAUAUUCUAGUAAUGAUAAGAAUAUUAGGUUUACCCAAACAUGAUGACUUAUUGUCACCUCACUUAUUGUCACUAUAUUUGAUCCACAAUCUUUAUGUGAGUUAUAAUCCCCCAAUAUGUUUUUCUCUUAGGCCAAAGAUCUAACAUUUACAUUUAGGCAAUAAUCUUAGGCAAAACCCAGUAAUUACCUAAAUACUGAAAAUAAGGUUUUCCAAAUUGAUUUCUUUAUUUUUAGACAAAAUCUCAUUUCACACUGUGCUUAGAAUUUUAUUGAUAUGGGUGAUUCAAAAUAAAAGGAGAAAAUGGGACACAGAACAUUCAGUACUUUAAGAAAUAAUUUCCCUCUCAGGUUGACAGUGUUUUACGAACAUCUGGAUAAGCAACUCCACCUCUGAAUUUAUUCUAAGAAAGAAAAUGGAGACACAUAAAGGUUUAGAAGCCAGGACUUUUGGUGCAGGGUUAUUUACAAUAGUGAAAAAUGGACAUUAAUCAGAAAAUUCACUCAUAAAGGAAUGGCUAAAUUAUGAUAUAACUGUGUUGUGGAAUAUUGUGCAGACAUUAAAAUUGUUGUAGACCAAGACUACUGGCAUGGAAAUACUAAGUUUAAAAUCAAGCUACAAAAAUAUGUGAAUUAUUCUUAAUUUUUGUGUUUAAGAAAGAGUUUGUGUGUGCUUAGAUUUUUUUGAAGCCUGAAGGGACUAUGACAGAAUGUUUACAGAGAUCAUCUUUGGAAAACUGACUUAUUAAGUAUUCCUAUUUUCUUCUUUCACUUGUAUUUUUUAAACUUUCAAUAAUAAGCAUGUAUUACUUUCAUCAUUUGAAAACAUAAUAAAAGUUGUUUUUAAAAUCA